Chinchilla lanigera (long-tailed chinchilla) is the source of this 2466-nucleotide messenger RNA. RefSeq names its product zinc finger protein 260 (gene Znf260). The record is from RefSeq and is a predicted model, not a curated record. The transcript has 3 exons. Bases 740 to 1978 code for a protein of 412 amino acids. NCBI's taxonomy places the organism in Eukaryota, Metazoa, Chordata, Mammalia, Rodentia, Chinchillidae.
AGGCUGGCAGAGACCUCUGGGAGCGCAGCGCACCCCAGCAGUGCGCAGGCGCAGGCUCUCCGCUCGCCAUCGUCCUCUUUGUCUGCUGGAGCUGCACUUUCCAUACCCUUCAAAACCUCUGAGGGGGUCUAAGGACUUGACCUAAUUCUGGGAUGCUACUUUGACCUUCAGUCAUCACAUCCAAGUCCUGGGUGAUGCUUCUAUUCACAUGUUUAAAGUCACCAGUUCAAACAAGGAAAGCAAUGGAUGAUUAAGAAGAAAUAUAAUGAAAAUUUUCAGAAGAAUCUUGGCCAGUUCUUAAGCAGACCAGAAGGCAACAUUAAAGACUUGUGAGUUACGUCUCAUCUUUCUCUCUAAGGAAAAUUCAGAAAACCUAGGAAACUGGGAUGUAUUUCCUCUGAGCAUUUGACUGACAUUGCAGCAACAUACACUGAUUUCAGGACUACUAUGUAUGGAAGUCAGUUUAAGAGACUUUAAAACACAAUUUAUAUGUAUAUUUAAUUGUGUAAGAAAAGACACAAUUAUAUAAACAGAAUGCUGUAUUUUUAUCCUUUUAUAUAAUCACUGCAUCUUAGAAUAAUCAAUGCGAGAAAAGUCUUCUAUCAUAAAUUCAACUUCAUUACCAUACCUGAGAAUUAAUAUUGAAAAGAAACCGUAUGACAUCAGUGAAUAUUGGAAAGUUGUCAUCCUUAUCACAUCUCCCUAGAUACAAGGGGAACCUAGGAGAAAGUCCCUGUGUAUGACAAAAGUGUUGGAAUGUCUUCAGUCUGAAUCAGAUCUUAUUCAGCAUGAUGAAAUUCAUACUGGAAAGCAACUUUAUGAAUGUAAGGAGUGUAGAGGAACUUUUAGCCUGAAGCAAAACUUCAUAGAGCAUAAGAAAAUGCAUACUGGAGAGAAAUCACAUGAAUGUACUGAAUGUGAUAAAGUGUUCUCUCAGGUCUCAUCACUUACUCUACAUUUGCGAAGUCAUACAGGGAAGAAAUCGUAUGAAUGUAAUAAAUGUGGAAAAGCCUUCAGCCAAAAGGGAAAUUUCCUUUCUCAUCAGAAAUACGAUAGUGGAGAAAAACCUUCUGAAUAUGGGAAAGCUUCUAUUCAAAUGGCAACCCUCAUCAGGCAUCAGAGAAAUCAUACAGGAAACAAACCAUAUGCAUGUAAGGAAUGUGGGAAAGCUUUUAACAGCAAAUCUUACCUGAGUGAGCAUGAGAAAAUUCACACUGGAGAGAAACCAUUUGAAUGUAAUCAGUGUGGAAGAGCCUUCAGCCAGAAGCAACACCUCAUUAAACAUCAGAAUAUCCAUACUGGAAAGAAACCCUUUAAAUGUAAUGAGUGUGAAAAAGCCUUUAGCCAGAAAGAAAACCUCAUUAGCCAUCAAAGAAUCCAUACAGGAGAGAAACCUUAUGAAUGUAAAGGGUGUGGAAAAGCUUUCAUUCAGAAGUCAGGCCUCAUUAGACAUGAAAGAAGUCACACCGGAGAGAAACCCUACACAUGUAAGGAGUGUGGAAAAGCCUUCAGUGGUAAAUCAAAUCUCAGUGAGCAUGAGAAAAUUCAUAUUGGUGAGAAACCCUAUAAAUGUAAUGAAUGUGGAACAAUCUUCAGGCAGAAGCAAUACCUCAUUAAACAUCACAAUAUUCAUACAGGGGAGAAACCCUAUGAAUGUAAUAAAUGUGGAAAAGCCUUUUCACGGAUCACAUCACUCAUUGUACAUGUGAGAAUCCAUACAGGUGAUAAACCUUAUGAAUGUAAAAUAUGUGGGAAAGCCUUCUGUCAAAGCUCAUCUCUUACUGUGCACAUGAGAAGCCAUACAGGUGAGAAACCCUAUGGUUGUAAUGAGUGUGGGAAAGCCUUUUCUCAGUUCUCAACUCUUGGUCUACAUAUGAGAAUCCAUACUGGUGAAAAACCUUAUCAGUGUAGCGAAUGUGGGAAAGCUUUCAGCCAGAAGUCACAUUACAUUAGACACCAGAGAAUUCAUACUCAUUAAAGUUCUGUUAGGAAAAUGCAUUCUAUUAGGUCUAUUUAGGAAAUUCUUCAGCAGAAUUUACACUUAAUAAUAUUCAAGUUUUGUUUUAUAUUAGACAUAAAUGUGGGAAAUUCCCAUUAUUUAAUAAGUAUCAGAGUAUAAUGAAAGUCUGUAACCCUAAAACUCCCACCAUAAACAUUAUUAAUACUAUACUUUAAGGCUAGUUAGGAUCUAGUAAUGGACAGUUAGGAUCUAGCAAUGGACAUUAAUUAGCAUGGUCCUGGAAGGCCUACUAGGUGCAUUAAGACUAGGAGAGAUACAAGGAUUUUGAAGUAAGACAAAAUUACUUUCUUGUUUUGCUACAUACAGAGUUUGUAAAACUAUACUCAUCAAGAUAAUUGUUUUGCAGUUGUAGAAAAAUGAAAUUAGGAUACACUACUGAAAUGCCUGAAUUUAUGGGAAAUUGGUAAUCAGUGGAGGUGGUAUCUCAGUAGGAAAAUCAUGGAUGA